GCAUCAGCAGCGCCCGAGAACGCGUGUUGGAAGUCCGACAUGUAAGCGGACGACCCGGUCCGCUCUCCAACUUUGGGUCACCGACGAUUUACACCAACGAGGAGAGAUGGAUUUGUUUUUCAGUCAUUUUUCAGUCUUUGUUGCCACCAGGUGAACUGGUGGCCGCGUUUUAGGUCCGUAACACAAGUUGGGCGAGUGGAGUCUGGUCUGGUCUGGAGGAGGCGUGACCGCAGCCGGAGGGAGCCUAGCCAAGCUAACUCACAUCCUCACCUGGCGAUUCGGUUGUUCGGUUCACAUGAGCAACUGGACUGUGGUUUGGUCGCUGUAAAGGCGUCGAGAUAAUUCCAAGUCCUGGGUCUGUCUUAGCCUCGCUCACCGGUCAUCAUGGAGACACUGGCAGGGGAGGGACGAAGAGUGGAUGGAUGUGCCCCGAGCCCUCAGAGUGAGGCUGUGGCCAAUGAACUGCAAGAGUUGACCCUGCAGCCCGCCCCCAGCCUGCUGCCAAUCGGAGAGAGGAAGAAUGUCCUGCAGCUGAAACUCCAACAAAGGAGGACCAGAGAGGAGCUAGUCAACCAGGGGAUCAUGCCACCAUUGAAAAGUUCAGCAGCCUUCCACGUGCAGAGACGGAGUUUGGAACGAGCACGGACAGAGGACUAUCUUAAGAGGAAGAUCAAGAGCAGACCAGAACGGUCAGAACUGAUCAGGAUGCACAUCCUGGAAGAGACGUCGGCAGAGCCGUCCUUGCAAGCCAAGCAGCUGAGACUGAAGAGAGCCCGCCUGGCCGAUGACCUGAAUGAUAAGAUCUCCCACCGGCCCGGACCCAUGGAGCUGAUUCACAAAAACAUCCUGCCUGUUCACUCCAGCAUUAAGGAGGCAUUCAUCGAUUUCCCACAGGUGUCAGGUGAGAACUCAUCGUUUGAGGAAGACAGCAAUGACAGUCUGUCACCAGAGCAUCCUGUUGGUCAGGAGUCUCCUCUGAGUCUGGACCCUCUGCCCUCUCCUCCGGAUACACUGGCUGCCAGCAGCAUCACCUCCCCCACCCAGUUCCUCAAUCAGGUCCCGCCUCCUGCUCCUCCUCUCCCACCUGCCUCUGAGCCCGCCUCCUCUCCACUGAUGUUGACCAAUGGCAUGGCAGAACCAGCUGCUGAAAGAGCCUCCACAUCUGCACCCGUCAAACCAAAGCCAAACUCUGACCGCUCCAUCCAGAGACCUAAGAAACCAAAGGACAGCAAGCCCAAGAUAAAGAAGUUAAAGUACCAUCAGUACAUCCCCCCUGACCAGAAGGGAGAUAAGGAGCCCCCUCCCCAGCUGGACUCCUCCUACGCCAAGAUCCUCCAGCAACAGCAGCUUUUCCUGCAGCUCCAGAUCCUAAGCCAGCAGCAACAGCACUACAACUACCACACCAUCCUCCCCGCUCCGCCCAAACCCCAGACAGAUCAGCAACCAUCUGCUUCCGCCUCCGCCUCAUCUUCCAACGCUGUCCAGUCUCCUCCGAGGGCUGCUACUGCUCCUUCGGCAACUGCUUCCAAUCAGGCUGCACAGAGCCGUCUGAGUUUGGCGUCUGCAGGGGGAAGCAGACCAGUCUCUCUGCCCCCCAACCUGGAUGAAAUGAAGGUGGCAGAGCUGAAGUCGGAGUUAAAGCUGCGUAGCUUGCCCGUUUCUGGCACAAAGAAUGAUCUCAUUGAGAGGUUGAGGGCCUACCAGGAGCUGAGUGAGGGAGGCGGUGUGGCAGGAGGCGCAGCAACAACCUCCAGAACAACAAGUAUUAGCAAUACAUCACCGCUACAGCAUCGCAACCCCUCCUCUUUGGUGCUUCAAUCAGAUGGGUUCGUCGCCAGCGUUGCUGCAGCCAGCGCGCUGUUUGUCUCCACGGCAACAACCCCCCCACAGCAGCUCAUGACCUUUGGCAGUGCUGCCUCCUCCCCGCCUGGUUCCCCUGCGCCCUCUGACCACUCUGCAGUCGCCAUGAGCCCGGAGGAUACCAGUUACCACAGCGACACUUUCGGAGAACUGGUGAGAUCACCUCUCACCCAGCUCAGCCUCCAGCAAAAUUCAACAUCUAAGCUUCCUGCCACAGCCACCAUCAAAGAAGAUCUCUCUUCUUCUGCCCCAGAAAGCUGUCGGUUCUCCAGCAAACCCCGCCUGGUCUCGUUGCCUGUCUCCCCCACAAUUCCUACUACCAACAAAGUGCCAACGAUGGACAAAGACAAGAUGCUGCUGGAGAAAGACAAGCAGAUAGAGGAGCUGACACGAAUGCUGAGGCAGAAACAGAGACUGGUGGAGGCGCUUCGGAUGCAGCUGGAACACGGGAAGAGAGAGGGGGGAGGAGGAAAGGAUGUCACAGAGCCUGCGCUUCUUGUAAGAGUCAAAGAAGAGCCUCCUGACGUGUCCAACAUCCCUGCAUCCUCCCCUUCCUUUUCAUCCACCCAGCCUCCAUCUUCCUGUCCUUCACCAUCCCGCCGCUCUGAGAUGGUCGUCACGAAAGUAACCAUCAAGCAGGAGACAGUCGAAUCAGAGGAGGCGGGGUCAGACAUGACCAUGCUGAUAUCACCACCAUCUCAGGGCCUCCUGCACACUUUCUCCCAAACGCAGGAGGGGCAAGAGCAGAUUCAGCUGCUCGUCAAACCAGAGCAGACCAGCACGAAAACACAACAGCAACACUUACGUCUGCAGCAGACAGCUCUGCAGUUAGCACAGCAGCAGGCCAUACAGAAGCUAUUGCAACAGCACAACAUUCAGAACCAGAAGCAGACACUCCAAAACAACCAGCAGAACACCAACCAGGCGCCUCAAGUACAGCACAACUAUCAGAGUCUUCAGAAACGGUCUCAACAGAGGAAGAAGAAGUCACAUAAGCAGCAGCUCAAACAGCAGCAGCAGCAGCUAUUGCAAUCAUCACCACAACAGACCAAACAGCAGCAGCAGCAGCAGCAGAUCCAGCUGAAGCAACAGAUUCUGCUGAAGCAGCAGCAGUUGUUGUUACAGCAACAAGUUAAACAACAGCAACAGCAGCAGCCCAAACAGCAACAAGUAAAACAGCAGCAGCAGAUCCAGAUACAGACGAAGAUUCAGCUAAAGCAGCAACAGUCUUUGCAAACGAAACAACAGAAACGACAGGCGCAGCAACAGCUACAACAGGUUUCUCAAGUAUUCAUCAACCAGCAGUCAGGUUCGGCCCCCUGCCCGUUAGACCUCCUCAGGACUGGCUCAGCCCCAACACUGAUCACUGACAAGAAUGGUAACCACUUCCUGAUUUCACUGACCAAUCACAUGACAGAGAACCAAGGGACUGACCCAUCUGAGAACAAAUUAACCAAUCAUAUUACACUGCAGGCGGAAAAGGCAGGAUUUCAAGUGGCUACCACCCCCUCGACAGCCAUCUCAUCCCCUAGUCAAAAGGAAGUCGAUGGCUGGCAGGCCCAACUGGUACUUUGCUGGGUUGACAAUGAGCCCAGGCUGGCUGAGCUGCUUGAACAGCUACCGGAGGUGGACCAGGUGCUCCGCCACGGAUGUACUGGCAACGAGAAUGUCAUCCAGGAACUCAAACAGGCCAAACGGCGUGGUUACUGCCAUCUUCGGCACCUGGUGGUAGCCACGCAUGAGGUCCACUUCAGAGAAGAUGACUGCCCCCGCCAAGUGGACGGAAAAGUCCUGGAUGAAAACACCGAGCACAUAGAGGACUUCUUUGAUAUAAUUUUUCAGACUGGAGAAAUCAGCUCUUUCAAACCAACUCCGGACCUGUCCCUGGCCCAACUCCAUCCCAGCUCACCUGUAUCUUCACCUCCCUCCUCUCCGCUCCAGGUGAUUCUAUCACCCUCCAUUCCCCCUAGCUCCAACACCCAACCGCUUUCACCACUUGCAACUCAGGAUGAACCAAUCGCCCCAUCAAACACCACCGAGGAAGAACUACAGCUCUAUAGUACGGGUAAUGGACGACUAGAGGACUUCCUGGAAAGCACCACUGGCAAGCCUCUCCUGGGUGUGGAGCCUGGUGGCCUGCUAACUUUGAUUGACGACCUCCACAGCCAGAUGCUGAGCACCCCUAGCAUUCUGGACCAUCCCCCUUCCCCCAUGGAUACCGAUGACCUGGGCUAUAACUCUGUUGAACCUCCUGGGGGGCUGGGCUUUGGGGAGCAGAGACUGGACAGUAUGGAAUGGUUGGAUCUCACCCUGGGAGAAGGGGUGAGUGAGGAAACUCCCACCCUGGCCCCGCUGGCCCCCCAAACGCCCGCCAGCGUUUUCUCCACCGAUUUCCUAGAUAGCUCUGACCUGCAGAUACACUGGGACUCCUGUUUUUAGCCCACAGCAGGCUCACAAUUUGUCUCAACCGAGGCUGACUUUUACUAUUCGCUCAUACACACAACCUUUCAGACGCGACAACCUUACACCCAUUCCUAAUAUAAUGCAAUGCGAGCAAGCAAUCAUAUUGUUUUCAGUACUUUUAAUCAACCUGUCCUAACCAUGUAUCAACAACGUUUCGCAGACUUACUUCACCUCCAAGCUGUUUCCAUCGGUCAAAAUCUGCCCUUGUUCCCAUGAUGGUUUCCUGGCUUUCCACUCUAGUUUCUACCAUUGACGUGGAAAGGCUGAUUUCACAGGGUUGAGAAGCAUCAUAUUCGGUAAUAAUAGUUAUAUUUUGUUUAAAUAUUAAUAUUUUCUGUAAUGACAUUUCGAUAAUUGCUCAUUUUCAUCAGGAAAAGAAUGGGAAAAGGUAUGGGCAAGAGCGCAAAAUAAAGUGAACGUCGACUUGUUCCUAUUUUGUGAAUUUGCGACUGUCGGGAUACUUUCCCAAGCAAUAUCACCCGGCAUCCACUUGCAACCGCUAUGUUAGGAAACAGUGUUAGAUCAUACUGACCUCUUACCACAUUUUUCUAUAUGGAGACGCACCAUUAAGCACUGCGUUAUUAUUUGAUUCUUAUGCACACUUACGUGGCAGGUCCUAUGUCCCUACUCAGCUUAAUGAGCAAAUAUUUUGCAAACACAUCUGACAGUCUUUUGUGGUUAAGGACUCCAGAUUUUGAUCAGUCAUGACUAAGUGAUCCAUUUACCUGAUCCUCGCCUUUAGAUCAGCUGCUUAUAUUUGCUAUGACAAUGUCAUCAACGCUUUUACAUGUGAAAAUUAAUAACUUUUAUGUUUAGAAAAUAAGAACUCGAAGACUUCUAUGUGCUACCUUGGUAUUUAAGAUCGUCCAUAUUGUACCUGAACAAAAUGGCUGAUGAAAUAUACGAAGUCAGGCUAAAAGAAAAAAAUUUAUUUCACAUGUUUAAUUUUUACAUUAGAUUGCCGUGUAGGUCUUUUGUAUGAUGAGCUUCGUAUCAGGGUUUAACUCAUGUAAUUUAAACAUGCAACAGUAAUUUUUAGAUUUUAUUUUAAAGGUGGGUACAGUUUUGGAAGUCAUAGUUCUUACUACAAAUCUGCCCUUUGGGACAUUGUAAGGAAUAAACAAUAGUUUUGUAUAGUGAAGCAUCUCCCACUACAGUGGUUCCACUCCUUGGCAGUAA
Molecule: messenger RNA, 5502 nt
Organism: Lampris incognitus (smalleye Pacific opah)
Lineage: Eukaryota; Metazoa; Chordata; Actinopteri; Lampriformes; Lampridae
Product: myocardin-related transcription factor A-like
Exons: 20
Coding region: 385-4299 (1304 amino acids)
Biological process (GO): smooth muscle cell differentiation
Source: RefSeq, a predicted model, not a curated record